Messenger RNA from Echinostoma caproni, 960 nucleotides. The record is from the annotation of a GenBank genome assembly. Lineage: Eukaryota; Metazoa; Platyhelminthes; Trematoda; Plagiorchiida; Echinostomatidae.
AUGACUGCUGAGUAUGCACCUACUCAUCGCUGUGCAUCAGGUGGUUACGUGACUUCACUGGAACCAAACAAAACUAGUUAUGUGACCACCUGUAUGCCUGAUAAACUGUUUUGGGUUGAAAAACUUUCUUUCAUAUACAUGAUCCUUGAGAGUUGUAGGCUUUCGUGUCUAGAUUGCAUCACGCUCUGCUGUCACAUCACUUCAAUCUUGUUCCGUUCCGCUUUUUUGUGUAGAAUGGCUCAUUUGGGCUAUACGGCCAAAAGAAACAUGCGUUCGGAAUCCGCACAACAGUUGUGGGCUGAGACUUCCGUUGCUGUCGUUCUGAUCAGUCUGGCCCCGUUUCUCCUGCUUUGUCUGAUGCCAGAUUUGGCCAAGCGUCAGUCUCUGCUCAAAAUCUUUUUAGCAUUUGCAGCUGGGGGGUUACUGGGUGAUGCAUUUCUUCACCUGAUCCCGCACGCUAUUGAUCGCCACCACGAGGGACCCGAGGAGCAUGAUCAUAAACAACACAUGAUUGUUGGCAUCUCAAUUGUGUCUGGCAUUUUCCUGUUUCUGUGCAUAGAAAAGCUCAUUCGGGUGUUCCAACGUGGUCCUGGACAUAGCCAUAGUCAUACAACAACUCAACCCGUACAGAAUUCAACUAAGCCAUUGACAAGCGAAGCCCCACAGAAAAACAAGAAGGCCAAGAAGGGUAACAGUGGUGGUGGUGAUGAUGCGCAUGGGAAACAGACACAGCAACAACAACAACAUGCUCAUCCGCAACCGACGCAUACUAAAAAAUCGAUAUCAAUAUCAACGUGUCUGUUCAAAAAAUCAAACUCGGCAUGGGUUCCUCGAUCCGGCGUAUUUAUUUUUUAUUUCACACAUCUGAGUCCAGAUCCGGCUAAACCAGCAUCAUUAUUCAGAGCACCUUACGACGACCGAGCCGUCAUCUUUUUACUGCCAAUGACUACUCGUUCAUAG